Molecule: messenger RNA, 8914 nt
Organism: Spea bombifrons (plains spadefoot toad)
Lineage: Eukaryota; Metazoa; Chordata; Amphibia; Anura; Pelobatidae
Gene: TSPOAP1
Product: TSPO associated protein 1
Exons: 32
Coding region: 2-7930 (2642 amino acids)
Biological process (GO): neuromuscular synaptic transmission
Molecular function (GO): protein binding
Source: RefSeq, a predicted model, not a curated record
CAUGUUGAAGGAGAAUGUUGGCAAUGCUCGUAUUUCACCCAAUAAGUCAGACAAUUUACAGCUGGAAGAGUUAAAAAGAGAGCUGGACCACUUAAAGAAUGAGUUGGAAAAUGGAAAAAUCAAAUUGCAGGAGUCCCGGAAAAAAUACAACUCAGAACUGAAGCGCUGCAAAGAAACAGCAGAAAGGGAUAAAAGGAAGUUACUGGACAACUCGAAGUCCAAGUGGGAGCAGCAGAAGAUACACGAGCUUCAGCAGCUGAAGGACGCAGUGCUUCGAGAGCGGGAGGUAGAAAUAAGGCAGCUGCUAAGAUGGAAAGAUGAGGAGUUGAAGGAACUUCAAGCAUCUCUAGAGAGAGAACGUGACGUGGCGGUGCGGCAAGCCAGGGAUCUACAAAAACAACUGGUGGAUGAAUUGUUAAGCAAGGGUUUCGUUGGGAAGUCCAGUCCCAUAAAAAAAGAGGACAGUUCUUCAAGUGGGGGUGAUUGCCAGUGUAAACUUCAAGAUAUUUUAUCCAAAGUCAGGUGGGAAUAUGAUGGGGAACAAGCUUCCUGUAUACGGCACCUGAGAAAGGAGCUUGAUGUAGAGAGAAGUCUCUUUCUAAAGUACAUUUUGGCCAACUCCAAAAGCAAUUACUCUGCAAUUUUGAAUAGGAAACCAAACUCAUCGAAUUGCGGACGGGUAAAAUAUGGACGCCACUCUCUUGGUAGCGCUGUUUCCAGAGCGUGGUCUGUAGAGGAAACAUCCCAACCUGGAACUCCUGAAAGCCUUGACACCAGACGUUGGUCAGAAGAGAUAACAUCUUCUGAGACUGGGAUAGCUGACUGCCUGUUGCCGCAAACGAGCUCACCCCAAAGUCCUGCUGAACAAGGGUGGUACAAGUACUCAGAUAAUGAACCCUUAGAAGCUUGUUCCCUACGCUUUCAGGAAGAUACCUUCUCUGAGAUGAGUAUUUCGCUUACCGGGGCCAACAGCGACAUAACUUCAUGGAGGAGUUCCAGCAAUGAGAUGCAUCAGCUUCAUCUUAAGACAGAUGAUGAAAAGCAAGAGUCGUACGGGAUGGAGAAUAGGAUCUGCAAUCAUCCGCAAUCCUUUGGGACCCUAGAAAGCGAUACUGAUACUUUGCAGCAGUGGUCUCUGAUGGCUAGCAUCAUGAGCAGAGCUAGAGACGGCUCAGACGAGCCAUGGGUCUUGGAGGAAGCGGCAAGAUGCAGUCUCCUGCGCAAACCUCUGUCGACGGGUGCUGUCCAAAGCCAGGAGAAUGACUCUGCUUCUCCCAAGGAAUUACCCAGCCAUGUAUUUCGUCGUGUCAUGGCCCAUUCCCCACCAGAGUUGGACGUAGAGCCUCCUGUGGUACAGGUGCUACAAUGUGCCCAUCCAGUGAACCAUUUAACGGAUAUUGGAGAUUCUGGGCUCGCGUUUAAGUUGUCCAUGCUUUCAAGGAGAGAUUUGUUGGUGGACCCCACAAGCUCCCCAGUGGAUAUCCCCAAGGAUAUAACAUGGGUUGAAGAACACGCAGGAGAUCUUCCUGCCGUCCCUGCGAGCUUUGAGCUUCCCGUUACAAAGUUAUCAAGGACUAAGCUGCAGGGUAUUAAAUGUGUUUCCGUGCCAACAGAUAAUCAGGAAGUGCCAGUCUGCCCUCAAGAAAAUGAGAUUAGGUCUCAUACUGCUGAACAGCUGCUGAAAACCUUACACGCGGUGUGCGAGCAGGACGACAAAUGUGUAGCAAUUAAUACGAAUGGAAGCGACCCCCCUCAAUCCAAACAAGAUGCCGAAUUGCUAAAUACAUUGCAGGUUUUGGAGCAACGCUAUAACGAUUUAAAAGCGGAAAAUAUCUUAUUGAGAAAGAACAUUUUUCCAGAAACAGAAGAGAAGGUGAAAAGGCUGAAAAGGAAGAAUGCAGAGCUAGCAGUCGUAGCCAAACGCUUAGAGGAGAGAGCCCAAAGGCUCCAAGAAGCAAAUCUAAAAAUGGUUAACACUCCAAUACAUCUAAAAGGAACAAACUUGGAGCUCUGUAAAAAGGCAUUUGCACGCCAGCGCGCACGGGACAUGAGCGAACAGGCCAGCGCUCUUUUGGCUAAAGAUAAACAAAUCGAAACAUUAAAACAAGAAUGCCACCAACUGCAGGCCAAGCUUUCGGCCGGGAAGGAUUUUCCUACUGGAUUGAAGCUGAACGAUUUAGACCGUCUACUGCAUGAGUCUCAGAAGGAAGUGUUACGAUUACAGAGGCAAAUAGCUGUGAAACAUUUAAAGGACUCUCUGCAUGCAUCCAGUUCAGAUUCCCACGUCUCUCCUCCUCGCCCUUCCCCUCCCCUACCUGAUGCCGUGUACGUUGAGACCUUAAAUGGUUCCGAUGAACCCAUGGAGUGUGGCGACAAAUCGAUGAGGACAACCUCAGGAGAUGUAAUGAAGGUAGCUGAAUUUACAGAAUUAACAAAGAAACGAAAGGAAUGUGAGAUCUUGGAGCAAGAAGUGAAGAAAAAGCAUAAGAGAUGUGAAGAAUUGGAAAUUAAGCUUCAGGAGGUCCAGGCUGAGAAUGCACGUCUUGUGGAGGAGAACUCGAGAUUGAGUAACAAAGUAAAAUGGACAGGCAAGGUGGACGCUGAAAAUGCUGACCUGAGGGUGCAUUUGAAUGAAGUAAUUCAGCAACGAGAUUCCGCCCUGAAGGAGAGCCAUCAACUGCAGAGCAAGCUGGAGAACCUAGAGCAAGUGCUGAAGCACAUGCGAGAUGUGGUGGAGAGAAGGCAGCAAUUGGAGAAAGAUCAUGAAGAUGCUUUGAUUUCACUUAAGACGAGACAAGAGGAAGUAAAACGUCUCCAACUGGCCCAAGUAGAAGCUAAGAAAGAACAUGAAGGAGCAGUUCAGUUGCUGGAGAACACCUUGGAUAAUUUGCAGGCUAAAGUGAAGCUGUUGGAAGAGAAAUGUCGCAGUCAGACGGAGCAGUUCAGCCUCUUGUCUCAGGAGCUGGAAAGAUUUCGUCUGCAAACUGGGAACAUCGAUCUCCUCACUUCUACCUUGGUGACCCAUGAGCUGCCCCCACCUCAAUGCUGCUCUACACCUGAGCUGCCUCAGGAUGAAAGAGGAGCCCAUUCUUUUGAUGAGUUCUCAUCUUGGGAUGUGAUCAGUUGGGUAGACAUUAGUCUGGAUGACAGCAGCUGCAGUUUUAUAUACCUCUCAAUGGAGGGACCUGGUGUACCCAAUCUUCAAGAAAAGAACAGAGAGGGAGAAUCUAAAAAGGAAAAAAAGUUACCUCGCCCACCAAGCCCAAGCUAUGAAGUCGGCAGCGCUGAGGCCCAAAAUAAUGCAUCUGCCAAAGAGAAACGGAAGACGGGGACGCCCAAUGCUUCGUCAAAAUCUGAAUCUGCUCAUGAGAGUUCCAAGUCUUGCCCCACACCAGAGGUGGACACUGCCAGUGAAAUGGAGGACUUGGAAGCAGAUAGCGUUUCACUGAAUCCAGAACCAGAAGCUCGGGCUCCUGCUAAGUUGCAGGUCUUUCUUGCCAGAUACAGUUACAAUCCAUUUGAUGGACCAAAUGAAAACCCCGAAGCAGAACUGCCUCUAACUGCUGGAGAAUAUAUUUACAUCUACGGAGACAUGGACGAUGAUGGAUUUUUUGAAGGAGAGCUGAUGGAUGGAAGGAGAGGUCUUGUACCUUCUAACUUUGUGGAUCGUGUGUCAGACGACGGUCUGAUGGCCUUUCAGCCGGCUGAGACCCAUGAUCUUUCUCAAAGCUCUUUGCAAGACAUCAGCUUUUUGAGUGGAAGCAGCAUUGAGAGAAGUGAGGAGGAUGAUGAUGAUGAGAGCAGCCUCAGUCAGUUACCGUGUCCAUUGCAAGGAAAUAGCGAAGGGACUGCAAAUGUUUCAGCCGUGCCUUAUCCUCGUAAGCUAACACUUAUAAAGCAGCUGGCUCGCAGUAUGGUGGUCGGGUGGGAACCUCCUCUAGUAACGGCAGGGAGCGCAAAUAUCUUAAGUUAUAAUAUCUAUGUGGAUAACGAACUUCGACAAAACGUAAGGUGCGGAGGACAGACCAAAGCUUUGAUUGAGAAGCUGGAGCUGAAAACCCGGAGUUACCGUAUCUCUGUUCAGAGCAUGACGGAGCGGGGCUGCUCGGACAGGACGCGCUGUACUUUGCUGGUCGGUCACGGCUAUUCUCUUGCCCCGACGCAGCUGCGCGUUCGAAACCUUUCGGCCACAUCUGCUGAGAUCACAUGGCAGCCUUGCAACAGCAACUAUUCACAUGCCUUGUAUCUGAAUGAGGAGCCGUACGGUGUGGCCAAGGCAGGGACUUACUGGUACAACUUCAGCAGCCUGCGGCCCAGUACCUUGUAUAAUGUAAAAGUCGAGGCCCGACCUCAGAGGAUUCCCUUUGAGUUGCCACUUGAGAGGAGAGAACAGAAAACAACAGUUAUGCAACUGACAACUCCUGCUGCAGGUCCUCCGGAUGCCCCGCUUGAUGUUCAGGUGGAAUUGGGUCCAACUCCAGGUGUUCUGCUUAUUAGCUGGUUGCCAGUAACCAUCGAUGCAGCAGGAACCUCAAAUGGCGUGAGAGUCACUGGCUAUGCUGUCUAUGCAGAUGGACAGAAAGUUCUUGAAGUAACAUCCCCUACGGCGGGCAGUGUUCUGGUAGGCAUGUCGCAUCUGCAACUGCUCCAGGUUUCACGGGAAAUAUCUGUAAGAACUAUGUCUCCUAGUGGAGAAUCCGUGGACUCCGUGCCAGCUCAGAUCCCCGCUGCCUUGUUGAAGGUUCCCAACUAUUCCUCCCCAUUACAUAACUCCAGCCUUAUCUGCGAGCCAGCAUCAGGGCAGCUUCUGGAUUCUAGUCCCGAGAAAGUUUCUUCCACGCCUCUGACUUCGUCUUCCCCCUGCUCUCUACCUACGCCACCAGCCACCAGUUCCAAAGCCAGUUUUUCCAUCCAUACAAGUUGCAGUAGAGGUGAAGCCCUAGACUUUUUGCCAGUUCGCAUAUCAUCCCAACUCCUACAUUCACCGCCUUGUGCUUCUGUGGCCUGUUGCCAAGUUUCUUCUAGCGCUGAACCAUCAGAGACACUAGUUCCACAACAAGCAGCAACGGAAGAUCCCCCCGUGAUUGGACCGCAUACAGAAAGCAAUCCUAUCCCUACAAGCCUUCCUAUUCUAGCCUGGGCCACUGACAGCGCUACAAAAAUACCCAGCAACCAAUCACAAGAGAGAGGAAACAGCCUUGAGAGAGAGAGUAUUGGAAAAACCUCAGACACCAAAGAAUCUCCGCUCAAUGUUCAGUCACCAAGUCUAGAUCCGGGUCACGCAUGGAACAAGGAAGCAGGGACAGAAGAGUGCAAAGCAGCUGCCAAAGAAGACUGCUCGAGUCCCGAGACAGCAAUGUCCGAAGAGGCAGAAGACCCAAGAUGCAGUGUGGGAUAUCGAGGGGUAUCUAUUGAAGACUUCUUAGAAGAAAAAGUAAAGGCCGCUCAAUCAGAUGGGACUAAUUAUAUCAAAGAAGUUGAGGAAGAAUAUCUAUCGUUGCCUGAAGCACAUGCCGUGGUGUCCCAUAUAGAUCACAGCCGUAGCUCUAACCUCUCUGAUAUCCUAGAAGAAGAGGAGGAGGAAGAAGAGGAGCAGGAUGAAGAUGAUCCUAAUGCUAUUGCCUUUGUCAAAAAGUGGGGAGAGGCUGGAGUGAGCGCUGGCGGUGAUGGCUUGGGGAAGUUGGACUCAUGUGAGACGGACAGUGAUGAGGAAUUUCUUGAGAGGAUGUUGGAUCUGCCUCUUCAGAAACAUUGCAGCAAGAAGCUGUUUAUCAUCCCUGAAGUGACUGAAGAAGAAGAUGAAGAGGAGGAGGAGAACUUCACACCCACAAUGGCCACCAAGAACCAAACUGGUUUGGGUGUGGAGACACAGAGCCACCAGUUGACAAAGUCUCCCAAGAUUUUUUUGAAGAAGCCGGUCGCUGAAAGCAGUGAAAACCUGUCUACAGGCAUACGCCGAAGAGAAAACCUUGUGAGAAACACCACCACCAAACGUGUUGAGGAAGAUUGUGUUUUGCUUGACGAGGACUGGUAUCUAAAAACAAAAGCUCCUGUUACUCAGCCGCAGCUAAACAGCCUGAAGCCAGCUGUUUUGGGAAGUUCAGCAUUGAAUUCGAGGAAAAGCUCAACGCUAAAUGACAGAGCUUACCAUAGCACUGAGUCAAACAAAAGGCGAGUGAAUGACGCCCGGGAACACUGCAGCCGUUUGGCUACAAAUCCCAUUCAGACUGCAACCUAUGGUUCCAAAUGCUAUAGUUUGAAGGACCAUGGAACGGUUAGUAAUAUUAGAGAAACUCCUCAAAACAAUCACAAAAGCUGUAAAGGCAAACCCCAAAUUGGGUCCUUGAAGCGUAAAACAAAACCAUCCGGUGCUUGCAAUUCUAGACAUUUAGAAAUUGACAUUGAGUAUGAUACAGAAGAUGAAGAAGAGCCUCCGUUUUCAGCACUUAAUGUAUCUCAAACCAAAACUAACCAUUGGGAAGAAUGUUCUCAAGCAGACCAGGAUAGGUGGAGUGAUGGUCCUAGUCAACCUGAGCCAACCAAGCAUAUGAGGAGGAGGAAGGAGCUGAAAAGACAAUUUAAAGUACAAACAAACUCCGGAGAAUAUAGCCGGGAAAGCAUUCCUCUACUCCAUGGGGGCGAUUGUCAAAGAACCAAGCGUGACAGCUGGACAGAUGAUAAGCUGUUGAGCAAUAACGCUGUACGGACAGCUCAUUUGGACUGUCAUGGAAAGGACGACUGGAAUGGCAACUCGAGAUCAUCGCUAACUGGUCUUACUGAAGUACCUGCUUCUGUGAAGAAAAACCGAUCUAGUCAACUGCCUCCAGACAAAGAAUCAGCAGCUGACCGUUGUGCCUCACCAGAAUUUUGUCGGACGAGCAGCCCGCGGGAAGACGAAAGCUCCUCAAAACACCAGGAUCUGGAAACCGUGCGGAUAUUUGUUGCCCGCUUUGACUACGAUCCCGAGACGAUGUCACCUAAUCCUGAUGCGUACGAAGAAGAGCUUCCGUUCAAAGAAGGACAAAUUUUACAGGUGUUUGGAGAUAAGGAUGCAGAUGGAUUUUAUUGGGGGGAAUACGCCGGGAAAUCGGGAUACAUCCCAUGUAACAUGGUGUCCGAGUUACACGUCCAGAAUGAAGACAUGAAACUAGAGCUGGUGCGACAAGGGAGCUUCAAGUCCUUAUCCAAUGACAUGGGUGAGCUUAUUUUUUCCGUUUUUAUCCCUCUUUCUGUAAUUUUUUCCAAAUGUGUGCACAUUCUGUUUGGCAAUCUAAGUGUGCUUUGUAUCAUUUUCUGUACUGUGCAUUCUGAGAUCAGAGCUUUCUCUCCUCCUUCUUCUCCUCUUCCUUGUCCUUGUCCUUCUGGCCGCCUCCCGCCUCCAAAACCCAGGCGCUCAAAAAAAGUGCAACUGACUGCUGCUGCUGUGGAUGAACAAAGUACACCAGAAAAGAGAAGGAUCGACAAGUGUGAUUUCAGCAGUGCCAGACCAAUGGUGGCCAUAUUUGAUUACAACCCUAAAGAGAGUUCUCCAAACAUGGAUGUUGAGGCAGAGCUGAGCUUCAAUGCCGGUGAUGUCAUCACUGUGUACGGACAAAUGGAUGAAGAUGGCUUUUAUUAUGGAGAGCUAAAUGGACAAAGAGGACUCGUACCAUCUAAUUUCUUGGAGGCUUCCCACACAGAGGCAGAGAAAGCAAGAUCACAAGAGCCGGUCCAUGUAACCGGAGAAAUGAAGUUUAGCUUUGAUGUGUCCACGGACCAGCCAGACUCGCCACCAGAGGAUUAUAUCUGCAACCAAGCCGAUGACUUCAAACUGGCCUGCGAGACGUCCGAUCCACAUCAAGGCGUCAUAUCCAGCAAGAAAAAGAAGAGCUUCUUUUCGAAGGGGAGAAAACUCUUUAAAAAGCUUGGGUCUUCUGGAAAAAAUGUGUAGAUCUGACUUUUCCUCCCCCUGCUAUAUCCAGCAAUAAUCCAAUAUCUAAACGUGUGAGCAGAGAUACGGUUCUGUCCAUCACGAUUCCUCUGCUGGAACUUACGACGAUGGGCGGCGUUGCUAUUUUGUAAAUAGUAUUUAUUGUUAAAUGGUUUGUGAACAAUUUCUUGAUGUCUGUGACAGCAAGAGCAAACUAUGAAUGUAAAUGGAUGGUGUCUGCAAACAGAACAAGUGCAGAAGGUGGAACCGAGAGAUCCAAAAGGGAUUUUAGGAAAGCCUGGCUUUUCCCAAACGCAAGCUAAUGUAGUUCCCCUGGCUUGUCACUUUUGCACUAGAUCGGUGACUAUGCCUUUUAGGACGACAAGGAAUGUUUGCACUAUACAUUCUCCCAGAUCCUAUGCCACGUUCUUGGAAGUGCAGUAUGUUCCAAACCUGCCACGCACACAAUCCAAACCAACUGGGAGACCACAAGCGCCAACGUAUAUAAGAUUUGGCAUGAGUUUAAUAGCGCUUUCCCUUCCCCCAGAAACUUACAUCAGCUCUGUUGUGUUGCGCGCAUGUUUGAAGAGAGUAUUCAUUUGCCUUAUUUUUACCUGGUUCAACGUUUUACUUGUUUACAAUGUUCUACAUUUUUUGUGACGGGAUAACAGAAUUGUUGGGUUGCUGUGAUAUGUAGGUGGCAGCUCAGAGGGUGUUUGAUUUCAUUGUCCCUGUCGCUGACAUAUCCUCUCCCAGCAUCCGAGCCAUUACUGUGUGCACACGCGACCAGCAUUUUGUACCACGGAUCCAAUAUUUUGACGCUUUCAGUGUCCAUAUAAUUUAUUUUGCAUGUUUCACGAAAUAAUAAAAUACAACACUGUUUGGAGGGUUUGGGUGAACAGCCACAGUGUGUUCGGAAACACUAAGUGACGCCCGUUGGUGUUGCAACAUGUUCAUUGUUUACAAAUGCAAAUACAUUUUAUUAUAAUAAAGUAUAUUUUCACA